Messenger RNA from Pistacia vera, 2009 nucleotides. Its product is annotated as protein prenyltransferase alpha subunit repeat-containing protein 1. The coding region runs from base 95 to 1363 and encodes 422 amino acids. Gene Ontology annotation, cellular component: protein farnesyltransferase complex; cytoplasm; CAAX-protein geranylgeranyltransferase complex. Lineage: Eukaryota; Viridiplantae; Streptophyta; Magnoliopsida; Sapindales; Anacardiaceae. Gene Ontology annotation, molecular function: CAAX-protein geranylgeranyltransferase activity; protein farnesyltransferase activity. The record is from RefSeq and is a predicted model, not a curated record. Gene Ontology annotation, biological process: protein geranylgeranylation; protein farnesylation. The transcript is spliced from 10 exons.
AUAACUGAAAAAAGCUGUGGCUUUCACUCUGCCCUCCGGUGAAGUUGAUUUUCCUAUACGUUUCUGUGCUGCCAAGCAAGGCCUACGACGAAAGAUGAGCGAGAAAUCAAAUUCCGAAGCUUUUGCUUCGGAUCUUCUGAAACAAUUUGAGCAUAUUUUGGAAUCCGAUCCGCUUAUUGACGAAGUAGGGUUCAUUCAUCCAUCGCAGUUUGUCGCAUUGAAAGAAGAGGUGGGUGGUUCCCUCAGCUCAUCUGAAGGUGGAGUUCUCCAAUCACAAGAUGCUUUAGAGAAUGGAAUUACUAAUUUCUGGAAUAGAGAUCAUAAGUUGGGCAUUUCUACGCAAAUUGUUAUUUCAUUGUACAAGGCAGCUAAAAAUGCAUUCAUGGCUGCACAUAGACAACAUAAGACGUCCAACGAUGAGACUCUUGCAAGUGAAGUUUUGAUUCAUGGCAGGGCUCUUUUGUUGCUUAGCUGUGAUUUUGGCACUGCUUGGAAUUCCAGGAAGUUAAUUGCAUCAAAGAAGCAGCUCCUGCCAAUAUUUAUGGAUGAACUUCGUUUGUCAGCUCUUGUUCUAUCAUACUCACCCAAAAGUGAACAGGCUUGGAGCCACAGGCGGUGGGUAAUCAAUAUGAUUUCUGGAAGAUGCUCAACUCUGCAAGAGAUAAUUGAGAGAGAAUCUGAGCUAGUGGAAAAAAUUGCAGAGAGUUCAAAAAUGAACUAUCGUGCUUGGAAUCAUCGUUGUUGGUUGGUUUCCUACAUGACAAGAGAACAGGUGCUACAUGAAUUGAAGAAAUCCAGAAAUUGGGCUGGGUUGCAUGUUGCUGAUAAUUCUUGCUUUCAUUAUCGCAGAAGGUUAAUGCUUAUGAACUUAGAGGGUGUCUGCCACUCUCAAGAAAAUGAUUCUUCUGGUUACAAUGUCAAAACUUAUCGAGUCUGGAAGGAAGAGCUUGAUUGGAAUGAAGCUUUGAUAAAGCGCUAUGUUGGGAGAGAGGCUCUGUGGCUUCAUCGCCGUUUCCUCUGCUUGUAUUGGAUAAGACAUAUUACAGCCAAUCUCCUUGGCAUCUCAUGCCAGUCUGAACCAAAAUCCAGUGUAGAUAAUGACAUUGAUAGCUUUUUGGACCAUGAGCUUUGUCUCUUAGACUCCUGUUCUACUGUUCCUGAUGAUGACUUCGAGGAUUUCCAAGCACAAGCAAUACAUUCUGCUACCUACAUGUUGUGGUUAACCAAGCAAAUCCCCAAGUCUCGGGGGAUUGAUCUUCAAGAUAAGCUAGCAGACCUGACAAGACUGCUGAGCAAGGCUUGCCCAGAACGGUCUUCCCUGUGGGAUUAUUUGGUGGACAACCAUUGUGAGCGAGAGAACUAGACCUUAGCAAUUCAUAAAUAUAGCAGUCCUUUUUUUGUUUUCCCUCUAUGGAGAGAUUGUUUUUAUAUUUUCAUUUGUUGUAACUUAUUUGUAACAUAUUGUUUGCUUACAUGGAUGAGCUUCCCGGUUGAAUAUGGUGUACACUGUGGAUCAUCUGCUAGUUAUGAAAUAAAGUAAACGACUUUUUCCCACCCAAGGUUUGCCUUAAUAACACUUUUCCAUUAAAAAAGUUUCAAAAUAUCACUUUCACACUCAAAGUUAAUAUUCUGUUACUACUCAAAACUGAUUCCGAUGGUAAAAUUUUUUUCCAUCACCACCAUUUGAACAUACGGUCUCUUCUCUACAAAACCCCUCUUACUUGGGUAUCUGAUUUCUUACCGAUUAUUGGCUAUUGCAAAAUUAGAGUUUUCUGUUCUUAGUUGAUUUUUAGCUGAUUCUGGUGGCAAAUAUUCAAUCGCUUAUCAUCAUUCGAUCCAUGACAUUCACUAUACAAAAACCCUUAUAUCUUGGUUCUUGGUAACUCGUUGAAUACCAGUUGAGAAAGUGAAUUGUAUUUUGUAUAUAAACCAAAUAUAAACGUUGGGUUAAGAAAAUGGUAUUUUGAAACUUUUUAGGUGAAAAAGUGUCAGUUAAGGCAAACCAUUGG